AUGCCGCCCCCCACCACGAUGCCGCCCCGGGCAACCGCCCGUGUGGCCCGUAUCAAAAACCGCUACUGCCCACAGCUGAUGAAGGCCUUACUCUUCAUGUUGAACCAUUUCAAGGCGUUUGUCACCACCUCUGAUGAGUUCCUGAUGCUCUCUGCAAAUGAACUCGUUAAAAUCAUUGAGAGCGACCGGCUCAUUGUGAAGCAGGAGCGGAUGGUUUGCAACCCUCCGGCCUGUCCUCACCUGCCCUCCUCCAUCAUCUUGGCUGUUGGAGGCUGGAGUGAAGGCAGUCCCAUCAAUGACAUAGAGGCCUACGACAUCGGUGCAAAGCGCUGGGUGAAGAUACCUAAUGUCAGCGACCUACCCCGGGUCUAUCACGGUGUCACUUUCUUCGAUGGAUCGGUGUACUGUGUGGGUGGCUGCAACGGCAGCGAGCAGUUCAAUACUGUGCAGAGGUUUGACCUGACCACACACACCUGGCAGGAGUUGGUGCCAAUGCAUUCAUAUCGCUGCUAUGUCAGUGUAACUGCCAUGGAUGGGUACAGCAGAUUCAAUAGUGUUGAACGCUAUCAGCCCAGCACCAACCAGUGGACUUUAAUUCCAUCCAUGCACCAGCAACGGAGUGACACCAGCUGCACGACCCUCCACCACAAGGUAGGUGGUUUCAAUGGAACUGCUUCUCUGCAGACUGUUGAGGCGUACGAUCCCCACACCAACACCUGGCUGAACAUGCCCCCUAUGCUGAACUCCCACAGCAACUUUGGCAUCUCUGUGAUUGAUGACUGCCUGUUUGUUGUAGGGGGCUACAACGGCUUCACCACCACCUCUAAUGUUGACUACUACAAUGUCAAGCUUGGGGUCUGGAUUGAUGCCUGUGACAUGGAGAUUUCCCACAGUGCAUUGAGUUGCCGUGUAGUGUAUGGGCUGAACAAUAUGGCUGAGUACACUGUUCCUACUAACUCCCUGGAGCUCCCCUGUGAGGAAGAGGAUAAAAGGGAGUGAUUAUAAAUUAGAUUUUAAAAAGGGCCAUAUGUAAUCUUAAGCUGCUAUUUUGUGAUUAAACUGAAAGAGCAACAAGUAAAAUCGGAGCUGUUGGAUUCUGGGUGGACUCAUUCCU
Pelmatolapia mariae (spotted tilapia) is the source of this 1114-nucleotide messenger RNA. RefSeq names its product kelch-like protein 10. The coding region runs from base 1 to 999 and encodes 332 amino acids. Gene Ontology annotation, molecular function: protein binding. The record is from RefSeq and is a predicted model, not a curated record. Lineage: Eukaryota; Metazoa; Chordata; Actinopteri; Cichliformes; Cichlidae. The transcript is spliced from 3 exons.